Ahaetulla prasina is the source of this 4408-nucleotide messenger RNA. RefSeq names its product glutamine rich 1 (gene QRICH1). The record is from RefSeq and is a predicted model, not a curated record. NCBI's taxonomy places the organism in Eukaryota, Metazoa, Chordata, Lepidosauria, Squamata, Colubridae. The coding region runs from base 348 to 2687 and encodes 779 amino acids. The transcript is spliced from 10 exons.
GCUCCUGCGAACCCGGCCCUGGCUGUUGUGUGCCACCGCCGCCAGCGCGUGCACGCGUGGAGAGAUUGGCGGCUGACAGGGCGGGAUCCACUCGAGGCCUGCGCCGUUUCCCCGGGCAGGGCCCCGCCUUGCGUUCCCAAGCCUUCCUCCGCGCCCCCGCCCACUGGCACCCAAGGUGGGGAGGAGGGCCUUCUCGCCGCCUGUUUAACGCGUCGGGGAAGCCGCGGUGGAGAAUUUAUCGACGCGUGAGUGGGCGCGCUUUCUCUCGCCCGGGCGCCGACUCCGGAGCAGCGGCCAGGAGUAGGCGAAAUUCCAGGAUGAGGCCGGAACCCUGAGGACUUUGCAAUAUGAAUAAUUCUUUGGAGAACACAAUUUCCUUUGAAGAAUACAUCCGUGUGAAAGCACGAACAAUCCCCCAACAUAGGAUGAAGGAAUUCCUGGACUCCCUUGCCUCCAAGGGCCCUGAAGCCCUACAGGAAUUUCAGCAGACAGCUGCUACUACAACCAUGGUAUAUCAGCAAGGAGGCAACUGCAUUUAUACAGAUAGCACGGAAGUGGCUGGAUCUUUGCUUGAACUUGCCUGUCCUGUUACAACUAGUGUCCAGCAACAAACCCAACAAGAGCAACAAAUACAAGUGCAACAACCCCAACAAGUCCAGGUGCAGGUUCAAGUUCAACAGUCCCCUCAACCAGUGUCCACCCAGCAGCUCUCUCCUCAGCUCACUGUUCACCAAGCUUCAGAGCAGCCAAUACAAGUCCAGGUGCAGAUCCAAGGCCAAACACAGCAGCAAGCAUCCCAGACAAUACAGGGUCAGGCCCUUCAGAGCCCCAGCCCUUCUCAGUUACAGGCGGCUCAGAUCCAGGUGCAGCACGUGCAGACUGCUCAGCAAAUCCAGGCUGCAGAAAUACAGGAGGAACACAUACAGCAUCAGCAGAUCCAGGCCCAGCUUGUGGCAGGGCAGGCGAUUGCUGGAGGACAGCAAAUCCAAAUCCAGACAGUUGGAGCACUUUCCCCUCCUCCAUCUCAGCAAGGCUCACCACGGGAAGGCGAGCGAAGGAUCAGCACCGCCAGCGUCCUUCAGCCAGUAAAGAAGCGCAAAGUGGAUAUGCCUAUUACUGUGUCCUAUGCUAUUUCAGGGCAGCCGGUGGCUACAGUUCUGACCAUCCCCCAGGGCCAGCAGCAGAGUUAUGUGUCCUUAAGGCCGGACUUGUUAACGGUGGAUAGUGCCCACCUAUACAGUGCCACCGGGACCAUAACUAGUCCCACUGGGGAGACUUGGACAAUCCCUGUUUAUUCUGCCCAACCACGCGGUGACCUACAGCAGCAAAACAUUACCCAUAUUGCCAUUCCUCAGGAGGCCUACAAUGCCGUCCAUGUUAGUGGCUCCCCAACAACUUUGGCCACCGUGAAGCUAGAAGACGACAAGGAUAAGAUGGUGGGAGGUGCCUCGGUAGUGAAAAACUCUCAUGAGGAAGUAGUGCAAACUCUUGCCAAUUCCCUUUUCCCAGCACAGUUUAUGAAUGGCAAUAUCCACAUUCCAGUGGCAGUGCAAGCAGUGGCAGGGACCUACCAGAAUACAGCACAGACGGUUCAUAUAUGGGACCCACAACAGCAGCAGUCCACGUCACAAGAGCAGGCACAGCAGCAGCAGCAGCAGCAACAACAACAACAACAAUUGCAAGUUACUUGCUCUGCACAAACUGUUCAGGUAGCUGAAGUGGAACAGCAGCCACAGCCUCAACCUUCCCCCGAACUUCUCCUUCCACAGUCUCUCAAGCCAGAGGAAGGACUAGAAGUAUGGAAGAGCUGGGCACAGACUAAAAAUGCAGAGAUGGAAAAAGAAUCACAGAACCGUCUUGCACCCAUUGGUAGACGCCAGUUAUUGAGAUUCCAAGAAGAUCUCAUAUCUUCAGCUGUAGCAGAAUUAAAUUACGGAUUGUGCUUAAUGACUCGUGAAGCUCGCAAUAAUGAUGGCGAGCCCUAUGAUCCAGAUGUUCUUUACUAUAUCUUUCUGUGCAUUCAAAAGUACUUAUUUGAAAAUGGGCGAGUUGAUGACAUUUUCUCAGAUCUCUAUUACAUACGGUUCACUGAAUGGUUACAUGAAGUUCUCAAGGAUGUGCAGCCUAGGAUCACUUCUUUGGGAUAUGUUCUUCCCAGCCAUGUGACAGAAGAGAUGUUAUGGGAGUGUAAACAGCUGGGAGCUCACUCUCCUGCUACCUUGUUAACCACUCUCAUGUUUUUUAAUACAAAAUAUUUCCUGUUGAAAACAGUAGAUCAACAUAUGAAACUGGCCUUUUCAAAAGUCUUGAGGCAGACUAAGAAGAACCCUUCUAAUCCUAAAGAUAAGAGUACAAGCAUCCGGUAUCUGAAGGCUCUUGGCAUCCACCAGGCAGGCCAGAAAGUUACAGAUGACAUGUAUGCAGAGCAGACAGAGAAUCCUGAAAACCCAUUGAGGUGUCCUAUAAAACUCUAUGACUUCUACCUCUUCAAAUGCCCGCAAACUGUGAAAGGCAGAAAUGAUACAUUCUAUUUGACUCCUGAACCAGUGGUGGCUCCCAAUAGUCCUAUCUGGUAUUCCAUCCAGCCAAUCAGUCGAGAGCAAAUGGAGCAAAUGCUUACCCGGAUUCUGGUGAUUCGAGAAAUUCAAGAAGCUAUUGCGGUGGCCAAUGUCAGCACCAUGCACUAAAGGCAUCCCUCCCAGUUCAGAAAAAGGGUGCAGGGUGGAACUGGGCCGGGUGGAGUGGCAGCGAGGCCAGGAUCAGUUGUACAGCCUUUUACACUAAAGGAGAUGCCUAAGUUUUUUUUUUAAAUUGGUGUAGUUAAGAAGCCCUUUUAGGCUUCUUCUGGUUAAUAAGAGACCCUUUCCAUUGUGUAUCUGACCCUUUUGCAUCAGCUUUCUGGACACAUUGAAGGCUGCAUUCUUUCUUUAGGAGCUCUGAGGUUCCAUAGGUUGACUUUGGGGUUUUUUAUGAUGUGAAGAAAACAAAUUUAAUUGGUGGACUUGGCCUGGGUGGGCCACUACAUUCAAGCUCAUGAACUUGGAAGCAGAAAACGGUGGAUAUCUGCUUGACCUUAAAAAAAAAGGUGGUUUGCAGUUUCCUUGUGCUUGGACACUAACAUGUCCUAGAGGGGAAUGUCCUGCAAUUAUGAUUUAUAAGGAGAAGAAAAUCAAUUUCUAUUAAGACCUUAAAAGUGACAUUUUUAGAUGUUAAGUACAAACUACCACACUUCCUUCUCUCUUUUUCCCCCCCUCCUUUCUCUCUCUCUCUUUCUUUCUCUCUCAUUUGGCCUGAUGUUGAGGCCUUAAAUCCUUGGGCUCCUGUGCCUGAUGAAAUUCUUGUAACAUACACUUGUGUAUCAUAUAAAGAUACCACCCUGUUUCUCUUAUGUAUUCUUAUGCUAGUUGUUUAUUAAGAAUGACAAGCACGUCUUUUGAACAUGCUGUUGAACAAUGUGUCUUUAUUGGGGGAGCAGAAGACAUAAUUAGUAACAUACAGAAUGUCUUACUAUACUAUAUUCCUCUACAAAUUUGCUAGCGUAUUUAAACAAGGGUUGGGUUUUUUUCCUGAUUACCUGAUUCUAUGGGAUUCGUGCAAGAAAUUGUUUAUUAGUAUACUAACUUGUUGCUUUUGUUGUAAUUUUUAAUUAAAUGAAUCUGGAAUUGGGAUAGCAGGUAUUUGAGGCCAGGAGUUUCCUUAUUUUUUUUCAGGUAACCUACUUACCUGAUAGUCUGAGAUUUAGUGCAGAUGUUUAUUAGUACUGGGAUUUAGAGAGCAUAGAAUUCCUUUCUUCUUGAACAUAGCGUUAUCAUAACUUUGACAACUGAUUUUAAUCCAUCAGAAUUUAAGAACAUUCCCUCAUCAUUAUUUCAGCUGGCAGCAGUUGUGUGUAACAUUGAUUGUAGAAAGAGGAAAAGCAAAAACAUGCAGUCCUUAUGGUUUUCUAAGUUGUAUUUUUGAAUCCAUUUGACAUUUGUUUUAUUUGAACUGACAAGUUUUUUUAUUGAAGAACUGAACUAUAAGAACUAUGUUUUGCUGGGACCAAACCCAGUAUUUUGUUUUUCUGCAUUACUUAUUAUAUUUUGGCCGUUUUCUAUUUAAAGAUACUCUGAUGACAACUUCAGAUUUUCCACCAUAUUUUUACCAGUUACAACAAUACUGGUGUGAUUGUUCAGUUCAGCAUUAAUGUUACAGGUUUUUUCCCCUUUCGCAUAAAGCAGCUUGAUUGAGAUUGGAAUUAAAGUCUGAGUAAUUCUGAUUGGUUUACUGAAAAACACAUUUUUCUGCAUUUAAGCAUACUGUUACAGCUACAUUAUAGAAGAGGGCAAGUAACUCAGAUAUCUAUGAAAAAUUACCUGUUGCUUUCCUAAAAACUGCACGAGAAAAGACUGCUAUUUGGUUGUUGUUU